Dentiscutata erythropus is the source of this 717-nucleotide messenger RNA. The record is from the annotation of a GenBank genome assembly. NCBI's taxonomy places the organism in Eukaryota, Fungi, Glomeromycota, Glomeromycetes, Diversisporales, Gigasporaceae.
AUGGGUAGUAGCGCAUCGACUACUGCUACUAACUCGAAAACUCUUAAAGACGAUGAUCCAUUGUUUAAAUACAAGAAUGGCCGAAGAUUUCUUAAAAAUGCAAGCAUAUUUUAUUUUUUACCACUCGAUGAACUUGAAUCUGACAGGAUGCAAUUAAGGCACGACGUAGAUUGGCAUAUUUGGAGAUCAAAUUUUUCUUCACCUAUAGAAACAACCUUAACACUUGGAGGAAUUCAAGUUCUCGAUGUUGCAUGCGGAUCUGGUCUUUGGGCAUUUGAAAUGGCAUCUGAUUAUCCUCUUUCGGAAUUUACUGGUGUUGACAUAGCGCCAAUUUUUCCAUCUGAUGUCAUGCCUCCAAAUGUAACUUUUAAGCAAUGUGAUAUAUUGGAAGGAUUGCCAUACAGUGAUUGUUCAUUUUAUUAUAUACACGUUAAGGAUCUAUUCCAUCACAUUCCAUUAAAAAUCAUUAGGGAACAAUUAUUUCCCGUUCGCAUAUUGAAACCUGGUGGAUGGAUCGAGAUUCAAGAUCGUGACCCAAAUAUGAUAAAUGCUGGUCCUAUUUGUAAACGCCUUGAAGACAUGUUGUCUUUAAGUUUUUUAAACCAUGGUAUACACAUUAAAAACCAUUAUGAUGAUAUGGAAAACAUAUUCGAAAAAAAUAAUCUAAUCAAAUAUCGUCUUGAAAGAAGAACUGUUGCAUAUGCCGAUCUUGAUUUG